AUGGAUCUCAGUGCGAUUGAUCUAAUACUGAAGAAAUCAUGUGAGUUUCCGAAGUAUUUUAAUUUCUCUAAAGGUUCAUUUGGAAACAGUUACAAUCUAGCUCAUAUUGGCACGGGCAUACUGUUGGCUAUGAUUUUUCUUCUUUCCAUAGCCUGUUAUGUUUAUUAUCAUGAAUACAAACGUAGGAAAAAUAUGCCAUUGGAUCCUUUAACACAGUUAACUGGUUCAAAACACUCACUAGUAUUGAAUCAAUCUACUCAAAAACUGAAUGCACACUGUUCAAACAAGAAACAUCAACUGCAUAAGCAUCACAAUUGUCAAACGUCUGGAUUACUGUGCGAUUUGUUAACUGAGAAAGAAACUGAUGUCAGUUCAGUAAAAAUGCAUCAACAUCAUCGUCAUCAUUAUCUGCAUGCCCAACAUCUGUCACAUUCGCAUCAAGUCUCCUCGCAUACUCAUCCUCACCGUCAUCACCACCAUCAUAAUCAUAACAGAAAAGUGUUUGAACAGGGUGGACACUCACAUUUAGUCAAUGCACAACAUGAUUGUCAUGGAGCACAUUUUCCGUUGGAUAAUCAACAUGAUCAUUGUCGUACAAACAGAAUGAGUAGUAAAUUGCAACAAAGGACUCCAUCACAUUCAGGAUCACUAGUCAGAAAUGGUGGACGUACGGUGGUACGAGAUUCUUUACAUAGUAGUGCUGCUAACAAUCCAGGUGGAUUACUUGUUGCGGGAACUGGGACGAAUCUAUCAACCAGUAUGGAUGGAGGUUUACUUAUCAGAGAAAGAAUGCCAAAAAUAUCGAUAGUUUGAUUUCCGUAAAAGGUGGAAAUAAGCAGCUGUAAAUAGAUUUCCAAUGCGUCUUCGUUAUUAUUUUAAGUUUUUACCUAUUACAUACAAUUUUGAUGUAGUCAGAUAGUGAUAUUAUUUAUUGUUACUAUUAGUUCUAGGUAUGAGAAGCAAAUGUCCUUACAAACACUAUACUAUACUGAUGCCUAAUCAUUCCAAUUUUUGUGCGUGCUGUACACUAUUCACUAAAAAACGGAGCUAACGGAAAUUCAAGAUUAAAAAAGUGUAUGAUAACCUCUGUCUUCAAUUUCUUUUUCACUUGUCCG
Trichobilharzia szidati is the source of this 1115-nucleotide messenger RNA. The record is from the annotation of a GenBank genome assembly. Lineage: Eukaryota; Metazoa; Platyhelminthes; Trematoda; Strigeidida; Schistosomatidae.